AUGCAGUGGGUGGGCCUGAGCUCGCCGCCGGCGGCGCCGACGGCGGCGCCGACGGCUGUCUGGAUGCGGCGGCGUCCAAGAACAACGAGAUGGCCGCAGAGGAGCUCGUCCGCCGCACGGAGGGCGGUCGUGGCGGCCGCGUCCUCGUCCCCACCGUCAUCCGAUGCCAACUCGAGCUCCAACUCGCCGGGCAGUGACGAGGAGGCGGAGGAGGCCGCGGGGAAGGCGGAGGGUGACAAGACGGCGGCGGCCUUCUUGUUGAGGAGCCAGAAGUACGCUAUGCUCAAGCAGCAGCUCGCCGUAGCCGCCCAACUCGAGGUACAGCCCGCAGAAUGCGCAAAUUGCUACUUACCAACCAAUGCAAAUCUGUGCUGCUCGGCGACUGUAAGUUGCAAUUUGUUGCAGGAUUACAAGGAGGCGGCGAGGCUGAGGGACUCGUUGAGGUUGUUCGAGGAAGAAGAGCCCGUCCUCCGCCUCCGCCGCUCGCUGAAGAAGGCGGUCGAGGAGGAGAGGUUUGCGGAUGCUGCCAAGUACAGAGAUGAACUGAUGAUUUUGGCUCCGCACUCCCUCCUCAAAUGUUCUAGUGAUGCUACAACUCUGGGGAUAAGGGUUCAAGUCAGGAGUGUCUAUAUUGAAAGCCGGAGCCAACCCUUAAAGGGGAAGUUCUUUUUUGCCUACAGAAUCAGAAUUACAAAUAAUUCUCAGCGUGCUGUACAGCUUCUCAGACGACACUGGAUUGUCACUGAUGCGAAUGGAAGGACAGAGAAUGUUUGGGGUGUUGGUGUAGUGGGAGAGCAACCUGUGAUAUUCCCAAAGACGGGUUUUGAGUACUCAUCCGCAUGCCCACUAAACACUCCAAAUGGGAGAAUGGAAGGUGAUUUUGAGAUGAAGCACAUUGACAAGGUUGGAUCCUCGACAUUCAAUAUCGCUAUCGCACCAUUCUCUCUGUCAAUCCUCGGGGACGACAACGACGCUCCCCUCUGA
Messenger RNA from Triticum turgidum subsp. durum (durum wheat), 984 nucleotides. The record is from the annotation of a GenBank genome assembly. Lineage: Eukaryota; Viridiplantae; Streptophyta; Magnoliopsida; Poales; Poaceae.